CAACCCCGCUGCGGUCCCGCGCGCCUCCCGCCUUCCCCUCCCCCCUCCACCACACUCGAGUCCCCUCCGGGCCUUCUGUCCCUGGUCGAUCGGGUUCGCCGCGCCACCGCCCGCCGCCGCCGUCGUCGGGAGUCAAGAGGUUGGCAUGAAUUAAUAGAAGGCCCUCAGUGACAAUUUACUGAAUAAGUGAAUUAUGGAAGAGUCCCAGUUGCUCUCCUCUUCGCGUGUGAAGUUUCCCGUUUUCAUUUGAAUUGUCUUUAAGAGGAGAAUAAAGACCAUCCUAUGUGAACAUUGUGUACAAUACGUAGCUAUCUAAUCUGUUGAUCUCUUAAAUCCGGAGGCAUGGGUUAAAAAUAAUAAAAUGUAUGUUCUUGAAAUGCUAUGCAUUUUGUGUAUCUCGUUUAUUUUUCUAGGUCUCCAUUUGGGGAGGGAGGAAAGAGGAUACAGAAUGUGCUGUUAGCUUCCCACCACAGGGAGAACAAAAUGACGUCUUUGUUAUUUCAGUUUUUUUUUUUUUUUUUGAAGUACUGCUUUGUAGAAGAGAUUGUAUGUUUCCUGGUCAUUAUUUCAUUUUUUAAAAAUGAAAGAUGAAUGGGAGGGCUGAUUUUCGAGAGCCAAAUGCGGAAGUUCCAAGACCAAUUCCCCACAUAGGGGCUGAUUACAUUCCAACGGAGGAAGAAAGAAGAGUCUUUGCAGAGUGCAAUGAUGAAAGCUUCUGGUUCAGAUCUGUACCUUUGGCUGCAACAAGUAUGUUGAUUACUCAAGGAUUGAUUAGUAAAGGAAUCCUUUCAAGUCAUCCCAAAUAUGGUUCCAUUCCUAAACUUAUAUUUGCUUGCAUCAUGGGAUACUUUGCUGGAAAGCUUUCUUAUGUGAAAACUUGCCAGGAGAAGUUCAAGAAUCUUGAGAAUUCCCCUCUCGGAGAAGCUUUACGAUCAGGACAGGCACGACGAUCUUCACCAACUGGGCACUAUUCUCAGAGGUCAAAAUAUGACUCAAAUGUGAGUGGUCAUUCAUCUUUUGCAACAUCUCCAGCAGCAGACAACUUAGAAAAAGAGAUGCUUCCUCAUUAUGAGCCAAUUCCGUUCAGUGCUUCUUUGAAUGAAUCUACUCCAACUGGUAUUACUGAUCAUAUUGCCCAAGGACCUGAGCCCAACAUUGAAGAAAGUCCUAAAAGAAAAAAUAUUACAUAUGAGGAAUUAAGGAAUAAGAACAGAGAGUCAUAUGAAGUUACUUUAACACAUAAGACUGACCCCUCAGUCAGGCCUAUGCAGGAAAGAAUGCCAAAAAAAGAAGUCAAAGUAAACAAAUAUGGAGAUACUUGGGAUGAGUGAAAAAUUGCAUCAUUGGACCUACUGAAGGAGUUUCAGUAUCCAGCUUCAUCUAGGUGGUCAUGAACAUCUGCAUGCUUUGAGCUCAGCAGCAGUCUUCAUAAACACAUUUAAAACUAGAACCUGGGUUUUUGUGGUUUGGCUUAUUAAGAUGAUGUUUUAAAAACUCAGACUUUAAUGUUAAUAUUGUGUGAAUGUAGUCAUUUGGGGAACUCUGAAUGAUGGUAUUAUACCAUGAUUAUACAUAGUUUGUGAAAUUGUUUUAAGUUACAGGGCAAGGACACUCUGUUAUAAAACUUUCGAGAGAAUGUAAUGCUCUGCAAUCACUGCAUCUGGAAAUAAAUGAUGCCUGCAUGUUCAAUUGGGGUGGGGGGGAGCAAGCAUAAUUUUAAGUGUUAAACUUUACAUCAAAAUUACUUAAACGCCUUUCUCCAGUGUUUGCUGUAUCCUCUUAGUGUUUAUGGUAAAUAAAAUAUACAGGAACGUGUA
Dama dama (fallow deer) is the source of this 1817-nucleotide messenger RNA. RefSeq names its product OCIA domain containing 1 (gene OCIAD1). Lineage: Eukaryota; Metazoa; Chordata; Mammalia; Artiodactyla; Cervidae. Gene Ontology annotation, cellular component: endosome. The transcript has 10 exons. The record is from RefSeq and is a predicted model, not a curated record. Bases 588 to 1331 code for a protein of 247 amino acids.